UGGUGUAAUAGAGAAACUCGCUGGUCCUGUGAGAGAAGAAACCUUCAGCUCGUCUGUGUAUUGUGUCACUCUUCCUACUUAUUUCCUCAUUUAUUUUUUUAUUUUGAAAUCUCGUUUGUGUGACUCUGGCUAUGUAAUUUCCUGUGUCGGGGUGUUUCCAGUUGUUUGCCCUCAGCUGUGUAUUUUUAACUAGUUGUGUCUUUGUGUAUUUAAAGUCCAGCCCUCGGCAGUUUGUCUUGACUUCCUGUGCACUUUUUCUCUGGUCUGUUUUUGUUUUGGUUAUUUCACCUGUCAGUGUGUUUCCUGCCUCUGGAUCUGCCUUAGUGAACAGGAAGCUGUUCAAGUUCCUCCUUGCACCAACCGAGCUCCGUCCUGAUUGCUUGAAACAUGGAUCAGCAUGGUGUGUGCUCCCUGCUUCUGCUGCUUUUACUCCUGCGUUCAAAAGGUGUGGCUGAAGAUGAAAAAUACUUCCACAUUCUGAAGACCUGUCAGUUCAUAGAGAAAAGCUCACAGUCUGAUGUUCACUAUCAGGUUCAAUACUGGUAUAACGGACUCCUCCAGGCGUUUUACAACAGCUCUACAGAGAAGGUGGUCGGAUUCACGCACUAUGGCAAAGUGUUUGCAGAUGAGGUUAAUAAAAGUCCAGACUACCUUAAAGUUCGAAGAAAUGAUCUCAACUACUACUGCAAAGUCCUUGGUGCUGUGCUGUACAAGAAUAUUCAAGUCAAAGCAGUGCCUCCUGUCUCCAGGCUGAAGUCAGUGACGUCUAACAGCAGUGAAGACUCUGAGGUUCUGGUCUGCAGUGCCUACAACUUUUACCCACAGCAGAUCCGGCUGUCCUGGCUGAGGGACGGCGUGGUCAUACCUGACCCCCCAGGUAUGAUGAUCACAGAGAUGCCUGGGGGAGAAUGGCGCUAUCAGAUUCACUCCUACCUGCAACACAAACUGAAUUCAGGACAAAACAUCACCUGCAUGAUUGAACAUAGGGGACUUCAGGAGCCUCAGCUGCUGAAAUUAGAGCGGUCUGAAGUGCAGUCAAACAGCGUGAUGCUGGCGUGGGAAGGAGCCAUCCUCGCAACGGGGCUGUUUGUCCUGCUCGCCUCUGUAGUAUUUCAUUGCAGAAAGACUCAGUGAGCAGAAAACAACAUGUGCAUCCUGACACUGAUGUCAGAGGAAAUCGGUGCAUGCAGUCACUGUGUAGUCAAUGAUUUUGUACAUUCAAAACUCAUUCAGCUAUGAAAUAAACCAAAACUCUUUGGA
Oreochromis aureus is the source of this 1260-nucleotide messenger RNA. RefSeq names its product H-2 class II histocompatibility antigen, E-S beta chain-like. Gene Ontology annotation, cellular component: MHC class II protein complex; membrane. NCBI's taxonomy places the organism in Eukaryota, Metazoa, Chordata, Actinopteri, Cichliformes, Cichlidae. Gene Ontology annotation, molecular function: MHC class II protein complex binding. The transcript is spliced from 4 exons. Gene Ontology annotation, biological process: immune response; immunoglobulin production involved in immunoglobulin-mediated immune response; positive regulation of T cell activation. The record is from RefSeq and is a predicted model, not a curated record. Bases 388 to 1134 code for a protein of 248 amino acids.